CAUGCCUACCGCACUAAACAUCUCCUUCCUUGACGCAGGUCUGGGCCACUCUGCUGAACUGGCAUUUGCUGUGGAACCUAGCGAUGAUGUUGGGGUCCGGGGGCAGCCCAUAGUGCUGGGCUGUAAAGUGGACGGGACCCCUCCGGUGAGAGUCACCUGGAGGAAGAAUGGUGCUGAGCUGCCAGACACCCCCCACACCACCCUGCUGGCCAACGGGUCCUUGCUGAUCCGUCACUUCAGGCCGGAGCAGGGAGGCAGUCCCGCAGACGAGGGCGACUAUGAAUGUGUGGCGCAGAACCGCUUCGGGUUGGUGGUCAGCCGGAAGGCUCGAAUCCAGGCUGCAACCAUGUCUGACUUCCAUGUGCACCCCCAGGCCACCGUGGGCGAGGAGGGGGGCGUGGCCCGCUUCCAGUGCCAAAUCCACGGGCUUCCCAAGCCCCUGAUCAUGUGGGAGAAGAACAGAGUCCCCAUCGACACGGACAAUGAAAGGUACACCUUGCUACCCAAGGGGGUCCUGCAGAUCACAGGACUUCGGGCGGAGGACAGCGGGGUCUUCCACUGUGUGGCCUCAAACGUAGCCAGUGUCCGGGUCAGCCACGGGGCCAGGCUCACCGUGUCAGGCUCAGGCUCUGGGGCCUACAAGGAGCCCAUGAUUCUCGUGGGGCCUGAGAACCUCACCCUCACCGUGCACCAGACUGCUGUGCUCGAGUGUGUCGCCACGGGCAACCCGCGCCCCAUUGUGUCCUGGAGCCGCCUGGAUGGCCGCCCUAUCGGGGUGGAGGGCAUCCAGGUGCUGGGCACAGGAAACCUCAUCAUCUCAGAUGUGUCGGUCCAGCACUCGGGCAUCUACGUCUGUGCCGCCAACAGGCCUGGCACCCGGGUGCGGAGGACAGCACAGGGCCGGCUGGUCGUGCAAGCACCAGCUGAGUUUGUGCAGCAUCCGCAGUCCAUAUCCAGGCCGGCGGGGACCACUGCCAUGUUCACCUGCCAGGCCCAGGGCGAGCCGCCCCCGCACGUCACGUGGUUGAAGAACGGGCAGGUGCUGGGGGCCGGCGGCCACGUCAGGCUCAAGAACAAUAACAGCACGCUGACCAUUUCUGGAAUCGGUCCGGAAGACGAGGCCAUCUACCAAUGCGUGGCCGAGAACAGCGCGGGCUCCUCUCAGGCCAGUGCCAGGCUGACCGUGCUGUGGGCAGAGGGGCUGCCCGGGCCUCCUCGCAACGUCCGGGCCGUCUCCGUGUCGUCCACUGAGGUCCGGGUGUCCUGGAGCGAGCCACUGGCCAACACCAAGGAGAUCAUCGGCUACGUCCUGCACAUCAGGAAGGCUGCCGACCCUCCGGAGCUGGAGUAUCAGGAGGCAGUGAGCAAGAGCACCUUCCAGCACUUGGUGAGCGACCUGGAGCCUUCCACCGCCUACAGCUUCUACAUCAAGGCCUACACGCCCAGGGGGGCCAGCCUGGCCUCCGUCCCCACCCUGGUCAGCACCCUGGGGGAAGCCCCCGCGCCGCCCCCGUGGUCCGUGCGUGUGCUGAACGGCAACUCCUUGCAGCUGCUUUGGGAGCCCUGGCCCAGGCUGGCCCACCACGAGGGCGGCUUUAAACUGUUCUACCGGCCGGCCAGGGGGGGCUCCUUUACCGGCCCCAUCCUGCUGCCCGGGACGGCCUCCUCGUACAACCUCAGCCAGCUGGACCCCAGCACGGUGUACGAGGUGAAACUGCUCGCCUACAACCAGCACGGGGAGGGCAACGCCACCGUCCGCUUCGUGUCCUUGAGAGGAGCGGCUGAGAGGACAGCCCUGAGCCCGCCGUGCGACUGCCGGAAGGAAGAAGCCGCCAACCAGACGUCCACCACGGGCAUCGUCAUUGGCAUUCACAUCGGGGUCACCUGCAUCAUUUUCUGUGUCCUCUUCCUCCUGUUCGGCCAGAGGGGCAGGGUCCUCUUGUGUAAGGACGUGGAAAACCAGCUCUCUCCUGCCCAAGGUCCCCGCGGCCAGAGGGACCUGGCCCUGAAUGGGGUGCACCCCGGGGAGCGGGGUCCGCUGGGCUGCGACGAGAAGCUGGUGGAAGCCAAGGAGCUGGAGCAGCUGUUCCCGGCGGCCUGCCCGCAGCCUGCGGAUCCUGCGGCCCCCGCCUCGUGUGAGGAGCCCCAGUUCUGUGUGGGGCCUCUUGGCAGCUUCAGCCUUGUGGACGGGAGGGCGACCGAGGCCCCGCCGCCCUGCGCCGGCCCCGAGGCCGCCCCGUCACCUCAGGACGCGGGCCCGGGCCUGCAACAUGAAGGACAGACGGCUGGCCUUCCCCAGUGCUAACCGGCCAGCCACCUCCCUGGGGCCAGUAGCCCCCCACCUUUCUCAGGUCCAGGGUGACACGUCUCCCAUUACGUGGGCUCAGAUGGUCCUGCCUUGCCCAGCUUCUCCGGCCUGACGGAAGGACAGGGUUCCAGAGACCCUCAGAGCCAGAAAAGGGGCGGGGGAGGGGGUCCUCCCGGAUGCCCUCCCCCCCCCCCCCACGGCCCCCAACCCACCCAACUUGGAACUGAAUGUUUUCCUCUCCAACUCCAAACUUAGGCUCCACAUGAGAGAGCAAGAAGAAGAAGAGAGGAAGGCGAGUUAAGUCUCCAAAGCUCGGCCCCUGCCAUGGCUGGGCGCCCCCCCCCCCGCCCCCCCUUCCCCGCCACUGUCCGUGUCCCCACUUUGUUUCUCAGGAUGGAUUGAUUGUUGCUGUCUAGCUUUGCGCACCUACCUCAGCCGGAAUGAAUGUCUUGGGGGGGGGGCGGGGAAGGGGGCUGUGGUCUCAGUCCUCUGAACCCCCCUCCACCCCCUCCCCGGAGCCUGAAUGCACUCCUACCUCAAGCCCCUUUAUGGGUGCCCCUUCCC
Molecule: messenger RNA, 2872 nt
Organism: Perognathus longimembris pacificus (Pacific pocket mouse)
Lineage: Eukaryota; Metazoa; Chordata; Mammalia; Rodentia; Heteromyidae
Gene: Igdcc3
Product: immunoglobulin superfamily DCC subclass member 3
Exons: 13
Coding region: 2-2305 (767 amino acids)
Biological process (GO): cell-cell adhesion; axon guidance
Cellular component (GO): axon; plasma membrane
Molecular function (GO): protein binding
Source: RefSeq, a predicted model, not a curated record